This is a messenger RNA of Acomys russatus (golden spiny mouse), 1732 nucleotides long. It is a transcript of the gene Strap, whose product is annotated as serine/threonine kinase receptor associated protein. The record is from RefSeq and is a predicted model, not a curated record. Gene Ontology annotation, molecular function: protein binding; RNA binding. Gene Ontology annotation, cellular component: SMN complex. NCBI's taxonomy places the organism in Eukaryota, Metazoa, Chordata, Mammalia, Rodentia, Muridae. The transcript is spliced from 10 exons. Gene Ontology annotation, biological process: spliceosomal snRNP assembly. Bases 186 to 1238 code for a protein of 350 amino acids.
CUCCUCCCUCCCUCCCUCCCUUGUCCCUCCCUUGGCGACCGCGCGUCGCGGGGACUCCGGACCCGGCCUCGGCGUGAGUGCGGGGACUUAAAGCAGCCCGAGGCGCCGCGGCUGAGAAGAAAAGCGACCGUGACUCUCAGUCCCCGCUCCGCGUCACCGCGCUCGCCGCCGCCGCCGCCGCCGCCAUGGCCAUGAGGCAGACGCCGCUCACUUGCUCCGGCCACACGCGGCCCGUGGUGGAUUUGGCCUUCAGCGGCAUCACGCCGUACGGCUACUUUCUGAUCAGCGCUUGCAAAGAUGGCAAGCCUAUGCUCCGCCAGGGAGAUACAGGAGACUGGAUUGGAACAUUUUUGGGUCAUAAAGGUGCUGUUUGGGGUGCAACAUUGAAUAAGGAUGCCACCAAAGCUGCUACGGCAGCUGCAGAUUUCACAGCCAAAGUGUGGGAUGCUGUCUCAGGAGAUGAAUUGAUGACCCUGGCUCAUAAGCACAUUGUCAAGACUGUGGAUUUCACACAGGAUAGCAAUUACCUGUUAACUGGGGGACAGGACAAGCUGUUGCGCAUAUAUGACUUGAACAAACCUGAAGCAGAACCCAAGGAAAUUAGUGGUCAUACUUCGGGUAUUAAAAAGGCUCUGUGGUGCAGUGACGAUAAACAGAUCCUUUCAGCUGAUGAUAAAACUGUUCGGCUUUGGGAUCAUGCUACAAUGACAGAAGUGAAAUCUCUAAACUUUAACAUGUCUGUUAGCAGCAUGGAAUAUAUUCCUGAGGGAGAGGUCCUGGUUAUUACUUACGGGCGGUCAAUUGCUUUUCAUAGUGCAGUAAGUUUGGAGCCAAUUAAAUCCUUUGAAGCUCCUGCAACCAUCAAUUCUGCAUCUCUUCACCCUGAGAAGGAAUUUCUUGUUGCAGGUGGAGAAGACUUUAAGCUGUAUAAGUAUGAUUACAACAGUGGAGAAGAACUAGAAUCCUACAAAGGUCACUUCGGUCCCAUUCACUGUGUGCGAUUUAGUCCUGAUGGUGAGCUCUAUGCCAGCGGUUCAGAAGAUGGGACAUUGAGACUGUGGCAAACUGUGGUAGGGAAAACCUAUGGCCUGUGGAAAUGCGUGCUUCCUGAAGAGGACAGUGGUGAACUGGCAAAGCCAAAGAUCGGUUUUCCAGAAACAGCAGAGGAGGAGCUAGAAGAAAUUGCUUCAGAGAAUUCAGAUUCCAUCUAUUCUUCAACUCCUGAAGUUAAGGCCUGAGCAUUAAAUGGAUGCUGCAGAUACCAGAUCAUGGACUGAACAGCAGAGACGAGCAUCAGCCUUCAGUUCUCUCUGCCUGAGGCAAAGAGGACACAAAAUAUUGGGGAAUACAAAUUAGCUCCAGUGCGCGAACACUAUUCAGGGUUGCCUGUGAGUGAAAGUAGCUGAGUGUGUGAGGUGCAGACAGGAGGACCAAGCUCACGUAGUGCCAUGACCUGCUGUCUUGAACGAACAAGCCAAUGUACAGUUUCCAUCUUUACCUAAAUUCCUCAUAGCCAUUUAUGUUAUGGAGAACAAAAAUAUAUUGGCCUAUUUUUCUGACUUUACCCACAAGCCAAAUGCCUUUUUUCCUCUUGGCUUAGUUGUGAAGAAGAGGAAAUACAUGAUAAAGUAACUGGUCUGAUCUCUUUCGUUGUACACUGACUACUUCUAAACAGCUAAUAUUUUUUAGUUAUCUAAAUAAAAUGCCUUUAAAACAAAAUAACUUUUUUUUU